Molecule: messenger RNA, 1281 nt
Organism: Neltuma alba
Lineage: Eukaryota; Viridiplantae; Streptophyta; Magnoliopsida; Fabales; Fabaceae
Product: arabinosyltransferase RRA2-like
Exons: 2
Coding region: 1-1281 (426 amino acids)
Biological process (GO): root hair cell development
Molecular function (GO): glycosyltransferase activity
Source: RefSeq, a predicted model, not a curated record
AUGAGGAACAAUAGCCAUUCCCCACCCAAAGCAGGAGUCCUUGUCAAUAUAGCCCUUGGGUUUUUGGCUGGAUGUGUCUUCGCUUUUAUGUUUCCCAAUGUCUUCCUCCCUUCUAAUGCAAUCACUUUUUGCAGUAACAGUCUGCUGGGAUCUAACAUUCAGGCAAAUUCAACUCAAUGUGAAUCAUCAGAUCAGGUCGAUCUGUUAAAAUCAGAGUUUGCAGCAGUAUCAGAGAAAAACGCUCAGCUGAAAAAACAGGUCCAGGAGUUGACUGAAAGGUUUCAACUAGCAAAGCAAGAGAGUGAUCGGGCUCAAAAGCAGUCUCUUGCGUUGGCUGAACAGCCUAAAGCUGGGCCUUUUGGUACUGUUAAGGGAUUAAGAACUAACCCUACUGUUGUUCCUGAUGAAUCUGUGAACCCAAGAUUGGCAAAGAUAUUAGAGAAAAUAGCAGUUCAAAACGAGCUUAUAGUUGUCCUUGCAAAUGCCAAAGUGAAGGAGAUGUUGGAAAUUUGGUUCACCAGCAUUAAGAGAGUUGGUAUAACCAAUUAUCUGGUGUAUGCUUUAGAUGAAGAAACCUCAAAAUUUUGUCAGUCAAAUCAGGUUCCAGUGUACAGGAGAGAUCCAGAUGAAGCUAUUGAUUCCAUUGGAAGAAAGGGACGCGGUGAUCAGAUUUCUGCGCUUAAAUUUCGCUUUCUUAGAGAAUUUCUGCAGCUGGGAUAUAGUGUUCUUCUAUCAGAUGUUGACGUUGUAUUUCUGCAAAAUCCUUUUGAUCAUCUGAUCCGCGAUUCAGACGUAGAGUCCAUGAGUGAUGGUCAUAACAACAGGACUGCAUAUAUGUAUAAGGACGUCUUUGAUGACCCUACAAUGCGUUGGUCUCGAUUUAUUCAUACUAUAAGGAUGUGGGUUUUCAAUUCUGGUUUCUUCUAUAUCAGACCCACAAUCCCUGCAAUUGAACUUCUGGAUCGUGUGGCCGCUCGGCUUUCGAGGCAAAGGGCUUGGGACCAAGAUGUUUUCAAUGAAGAACUCUUUUAUCCCUCGCAUCCUGGUUACGUUGGGCUUUAUGCUUCCAAAAGAACAAUGGAUAUCUACCUCUUCAUGAACAGUAAGGUUCUAUUUAAGACUGUGAGGAAUGAUGCUAAACUCAAAAAACUUAAACCGGUAAUUAUUCACAUAAACUACCACCCAGAUAAGCUUCCACGAAUGAAGGCCGUUGUUGACUACUACGUGAAUGGGAAGCAGGAUGCUCUCCAACCUUUCCCUAUUGGCACACCUAGGACCUAG